This is a messenger RNA of Brassica napus (rape), 1084 nucleotides long. Its product is annotated as ras-related protein RABA2d. The transcript has 3 exons. The coding region runs from base 230 to 883 and encodes 217 amino acids. Gene Ontology annotation, cellular component: endosome. The record is from RefSeq and is a predicted model, not a curated record. Lineage: Eukaryota; Viridiplantae; Streptophyta; Magnoliopsida; Brassicales; Brassicaceae. Gene Ontology annotation, molecular function: GTP binding; GTPase activity.
AAGCUGCCAACUCAGAACUCUUAUCUUUUUAAUACGCCGUCGUUUGUCUUGUCGAAUCUACUCUCAAUACAUAACAUACGAACAGAGACAUCAUACACAAAGGCCACAGACAAUUAAAGCAGUUCCUCGAUCAGUUUGAAAAUUUUCAAAAUCGGAGAGUGUUUCCUUCGAUAGAAGUUUCAUCCUUAAGCAGAUCUGAAGAGGGUUGUGAGAACAAAGAGGAAACAGAAUGACGCAUAGAGUAGAACAGGAUUACGAUUACUUGUUCAAGAUCGUGUUGAUCGGUGAUUCAGGUGUCGGGAAAUCAAACAUAUUGUCUAGAUUCACAAGGAAUGAGUUUUGCUUGGAGUCUAAGUCCACUAUUGGUGUUGAAUUCGCCACGAGAACUCUUCAGGUUGAAGGAAAGACAGUAAAGGCACAGAUAUGGGACACAGCAGGGCAAGAGCGGUACAGAGCCAUCACAAGCGCUUACUACAGAGGCGCAGUAGGUGCACUUCUUGUCUACGACAUCACCAAAAGACAGACCUUUGACAAUGCCCUAAGGUGGCUACGGGAGCUAAGAGACCAUGCGGAUUCCAACAUUGUGAUCAUGAUGGCUGGGAACAAAUCCGAUCUAAACCACUUGAGAUCGGUUUCUGAGGAAGAUGGUCGGAACCUAGCUGAGGCAGAGGGUCUCUCUUUCUUGGAGACAUCUGCUCUUGAAGCCACAAAUGUCGAGAAAGCGUUUCAGACCGUGUUGACAGAGAUUUAUCACAUCAUCAGCAAAAAAGCUUUGGCUGCUCAAGAAGCAGCGGCUGCUAAUUCAGCGAUUCCAGGGCAAGGAACAACGAUUAAUGUUGAUGACACAUCUGGAGCUGCCAAAAGUGGUUGCUGCUCUUCUUAAUUAUAAAUGGGUUUUCUUUUGCAUCUUUCCCUUCUUCUUCUCUCUUUUCUUUUUUGAUUUUGUUUUGGCUGAUGAAAUCUUUGAUGGGCUUGUUUUCAGAAGAAGAAAACUAAAAAAUGAGCUUGUUAGUAUACUUCUUUUCUUUGUGUGUUCUCUAUUAUGUUCCGGAUAGUUCAGGUUUACAAUUGUUCUUUCUUUUUU